Molecule: messenger RNA, 558 nt
Organism: Schistocerca americana (American grasshopper)
Lineage: Eukaryota; Metazoa; Arthropoda; Insecta; Orthoptera; Acrididae
Product: retinol dehydrogenase 10-like
Exons: 5
Coding region: 1-558 (185 amino acids)
Cellular component (GO): lipid droplet
Molecular function (GO): oxidoreductase activity, acting on the CH-OH group of donors, NAD or NADP as acceptor
Source: RefSeq, a predicted model, not a curated record
AUGACUGCCACAGUUAUUGCGAGAGCGACGGUGCACGGCGUGCGACUGGUGGGCGACGCCAUCUCUCUAGCAGUGGGGGUUCUGUGGGUGCUGUUCACUGCGCUGCUUCGGACGCUGCUGCCCCCGCCACUACCCAAGAGCAUCGCUGGCGAGGUCGCGCUGGUAGUGGGCGCAGGCCACGGAUUGGGCCGCGAUGUGGCGCUGCUUCUGGCCACCAGAGGCGCCAACGUCGUCUGUUGGGAUUUCGACGCAGCAGCCAAUGGCGACACCAUCCGGUUGAUUCGCGGUGUCAGAGGCAAGGCGACGGGGUACGCAGUGGACGCAUCGAACCGCGAUGAGGUGCAGGUGGCAGCGGCACGGAUGAGGCGCGACGUGGGCGUGGUCACGCUGCUGGUGGGCGGGGCGGGGGCACUAGCGCCACGCCUACCGCUGCUGCAGCAGUCGCCGGAGCUCAUCGAGCGCACCGUGGCCGCCAGCCUCUACUCCCUCUGCUGGACUGCUCCCACACAGUGUGCUACAUAUGACAAACAAGUUCCUACAUCGAGCUGUCGAGCUUGA